CUCACUUCCUGCAGAAGCAGCGGUGUGUUGACAAACUGCCGCUGUUGGCUCGUAAACAUGGCGACCGCUGGAGCAACUGGAGACGACCUGAAGAAAGAGCUCACAUGCGCAAUUUGUUUGGACUUUUUCAAAGACCCAGUCAUACUGAAGUGCGGACAUAAUUUUUGUCGCUUUUGUAUCUGCAUGCACUGGGAUGAAAAUGGCGGAGAUUACGGGUAUCAGUGUCCUCAAUGCCGGACUGUAUUCAACAAGAGGAGCUUCACUAAAAACUACUUGGUGCAGAAUCUAGUUUCAAAACUGGACGACCUGGAGCAUCUGGGUUCUCCUUCUGCUCCUUCCAAGUCUAUGAAACCGGAUGGAAAGUGUCAACAACAUGGUGAAGAGCUGAAACUCUACUGCCAAACUGAUAAGAGGCCCAUUUGUGUUGUCUGCAGGGAAUCAAGAGCUCACAGACACCAUCAGGUGGCUCCAGUGCCAGAAGUUGUGAAUGAUAUGAAGAUGGAGUUGAAAGUGAGACUUAUGGAGCUCAACUGGCAGAAGUCGCAGUAUACUAAAAUCAAGACAACAGAUGAAAGGACUAAAAAUGAUGUUCGGCUGAAGAAGCAACGGCUCAAGGAGAAGAUUGAAGCAGAUGUAGGGGCCUUGGUCCAGUUCUUGUUGGAUGAGAGAGAUUCUCUUCUGGAGAGCUUGGAUGCUGAGGAAGCAGCAUCUCUGGCCAUCAUUGACGACAACCUGGACUUUGUUGAUAGUGAAGCAGCAGAUGUGGACAAACUCAUAGCAGAUAUUCAUAAUCACAUUGGUGGGAAGACUAACUUUGAGAGCCUUUCUGGAACAUUUAAUAAAGCAAUGCAUCGCAAGUCUUUCACAUCCCUUGAGCCGGUCAGUUGUACAACUGAAUUUACAGACUUCUCAGGGCCUUUCCAACUCAUCAUGUGGAAGAAGAUGAUGCACGUUCUGCACACCAUGCCUCAGAACCUGACCUUAGACCCCGACACCGCUCACGCGAACCUCCUUAUCUCAGACUUUGACACCAAAGUGGAGGAGGGACGGGUUCGCAGCCAGGAGCCGGAUCUUCCGGGCCGCUUCAACCGGUUCUGUGGAGUCCUCGCCACAGCCCAGUACGCCAGCGGCCAGCACUACUGGGAAGUAGACGUGAGGGACAAAGGUGUGUGGUACCUGGGGGUGACGACUGAGUGCAGCAACAGAAAGGGCUUUGUCAGUCUCACUCCAUCCGCAGGAUACUGGAGCCUCUGUCUGCAGGACCGACUCUACGCCAAUGUGGAAGAUGGUCGCAUUCCCCUCGCUGACUACUGGAACUCUCCUCGUGUCGGUGUGUACCUGGACUAUGACAAUGGCCGCCUUAGUUUCUAUGAUGCUGUUACAAUGAAGAGACUCUACAUGUUCGACACCUGCUUCGAGGAGCCUGUCUAUCCUUUUUUCAGCCCAGGGAAGAAUGACGUAGGCAGCAGGCUGCAGAUAUGCCAUUACUAUUAACAGAGGUGUGAUGAGUAGGUGUUAAGAGUCCAACUCGUGCUUUGAGGUUAGCCUGUUGGAAAGACAUCUUCUUUAGACAUACAGUAGUGAUGAUGUGAUGUUGCUUCCCGGGUGAACAUUCUCAACUUGGAUUCCCCCCCCACCCCCCAAAA
Molecule: messenger RNA, 1646 nt
Organism: Xiphophorus maculatus (southern platyfish)
Lineage: Eukaryota; Metazoa; Chordata; Actinopteri; Cyprinodontiformes; Poeciliidae
Gene: trim47
Product: zinc-binding protein A33-like
Exons: 8
Coding region: 58-1494 (478 amino acids)
Molecular function (GO): zinc ion binding; protein binding
Source: RefSeq, a predicted model, not a curated record